Didymosphaeria variabile is the source of this 2835-nucleotide messenger RNA. RefSeq names its product clathrin associated protein complex large subunit (gene APL4). Gene Ontology annotation, cellular component: AP-1 adaptor complex; Golgi apparatus; membrane coat. Gene Ontology annotation, biological process: receptor-mediated endocytosis; intracellular protein transport; Golgi to vacuole transport. NCBI's taxonomy places the organism in Eukaryota, Fungi, Ascomycota, Dothideomycetes, Pleosporales, Didymosphaeriaceae. The transcript is spliced from 6 exons. The record is from RefSeq and is a predicted model, not a curated record. Gene Ontology annotation, molecular function: clathrin-cargo adaptor activity. Bases 1 to 2835 code for a protein of 944 amino acids.
AUGACUUCCUUGAAGCAAUUCAUCCGCAAUGUGCGCGCAGCAAAAACCAUCGCCGACGAGCGGGCCGUGGUUCAGAAGGAGAGCGCAGCCAUUAGGGCGAGCUUUAGGGAGGAAAGCCACGAUUCAGGCGUGAGGCGAAACAAUGUCGCGAAGCUCCUAUACCUCUUCACGCUUGGCGAGCGGACACAUUUCGGACAGAUCGAAUGUUUGAAGCUGCUGGCAUCUCCCCGCUUCGCCGACAAGCGCUUGGGUUACCUAGGCACUAUGCUGUUACUCGAUGAGAAUCAGGAAGUCUUGACGCUGGUGACAAACUCGCUCCAGAAUGACCUGAACCAUCCAAACCAAUAUAUUGUCGGUCUCGCUCUGUGCACCCUCGGAAAUAUUGCCUCGGUCGAGAUGUCGCGAGACCUGUUUCCCCAAGUCGAAACGAUCCUCUCAAGCGCGAACCCGUAUAUACGGCGGAAAGCCGCCAUCUGCGCCAUGAGGAUAUGCCGCAAGGUACCGGAGCUGCAAGAACACUUCUUAGAAAAAGCAAAGCUGUUGCUGCAAGACAGGAACCAUGGCGUUUUGAUAUGCGGCUUGAACUUUGUCAUCAGCCUUUGUGAGGCCGACGAGGUCGAGGACGAUGAAAACGGCAUCAGAGAUAUAUUCCGCCCGGUGGUGCCAAGCAUGGUCAAGAUUCUGAAAGGCUUGUCGGCAUCUGGAUAUGCCCCAGAACACGACGUGCAGGGUAUCACGGACCCGUUCUUACAGUGCAAGAUUUUGGAACUACUUCGGGUCCUGGGCCGAGGCGAUCUAGGGGUUAGCGAACAGAUCAACGAUAUCCUAGCACAGGUCGCUACUAACACCGAGUCCUCCAAGAACGUCGGAAAUUCGAUUCUGUACGAAGCUGUUCUUACGAUUCUAGACAUCGAAGCCGACUCAGGUCUGCGCGUGCUGGGCGUCAAUAUUCUUGGUAAAUUUUUGUCGAACCGGGACAACAACAUUCGAUAUGUUGCUCUCAAUACGCUCAUCAAAGUCGUUGCGGUGGAACCAAAUGCCGUUCAGCGUCACCGAAACACGAUACUGGACUGUCUGCGAGAUCCCGACAUCUCCAUCCGAAGGAGAGCUCUGGACCUCAGUUUCACGCUCAUCAACGAGAGCAACGUGCGCGUUUUGAUACGCGAGCUCCUCGCAUUCUUGGAAGUUGCCGACAACGAGUUCAAGCCUGUAAUGACCAGCCAGAUUGGUAUCGCGGCAGACAGAUUCGCCCCCAACAAGCGGUGGCACGUCGACACAAUGCUGCGUGUUUUGAAGCUCGCUGGCAACUAUGUAAAGGAGCAAAUUUUGUCAUCUUUCGUCCGCCUCAUUGCUACAACACCGGAUCUCCAAACCUACUCUGUCCAGAAACUCUACGCUGCAUUGAAGGACGACAUUACGCAAGAGGGUCUGACCCUUGCAGGCUCAUGGGUCAUCGGCGAGUAUGGUGAUGCAUUAUUGAGAGGUGGUCAAUAUGAAGAGGAAGAGCUUGUCAAAGAGGUCAAGGAGAGUGACAUCGUCGAUCUGCUUGAUACGAUACUGAGCAGCAGCUAUGCCGGACUCAUCGUUACCCAGUAUAUCGUCACAGCCGCGGUAAAGCUCACAACCCGACUGAACGAGCCUGCACAAGUAGAACGUCUGAGGCGACUACUGCAGAGAUUUGGCACGAAUUUGGAUGUUGAGAUCCAGCAGCGUGCUGUUGAGUAUCUCAAUCUUUUCGGUGUCGACCAGAUUCGGAAAGGUGUGCUGGAGAAGAUGCCUCCUCCCGAGAUUCGCGAGGAGCAGCGAGUGCUUGGCGAGGCAACCAAGAAGCGGCAAUCAAAGAUCUUAAAGAAGAAACCAGCACAAGCUGCAACCGAGGACCUCCUGCUCGACCUCAUGGGCGACUCCGGUGUGCCUGGGGAUGCCAACGGAAAUAUCAAUGGCUCACAAGCUCAGAGCACCGACCUUCUAGCAGAUAUCAUGGGCGGAGGUCCAUCCACUUCGUCACCGGCUCCUCAGACCACUUCACCUCCUCCUUCCAAUGUUGCUAAUAUCAUGGACCUUUUCAACUCAGGCCCUUCGAGUUCUCCGGCGCCCGCGCAAUCGCAACCACCACCUGCGUCAUCCUCAUUAGAUAUUCUUGGUGGUAUGUCGUCUCCACCACCACAAGCUCCAAUGUCCGCCGCAUCAGGGCCCCCAGCGCAUACUGCGUACAACAAGAACGACCUGCACGUCACUUUCCAGCUCAAGCGCGACGCGAAUGCUGUUCAGCUACUUGCUCGUUUCCGUAACGUUGGCAACUUCAGCCACUUGUCGGGAGUUAGCUUGCAGGCGGCCGUACCCAAGAGCCAGAAGCUGCAAUUGCAACCUAUCAGUUCGGGUGAACUGGAUGCCGGUCAGGAAGCUACACAGCAGAUGAGGGUGACCGCCGUCAAUGGGACACCACCUGCACGGUUACGAUUAAGGCUGAAGAUCGCAUUUUCAGCUGGUGGUGCGCCAGUAACGGAGCAACUCCCUCCCAUUCCAAACGGCGAAUUCUGCGUCUACGGAAUUGUUUAUGCAUACCCCGACCGAGCAGACGACCUCGAGAGAAUCUACGCGGAGACGACACGACUAGCGCAGUACGAAAAAGGCAUUAUAUACUACUGUCUUGGGCGGGACAGCCAAGACGCCACGAUCUUCCAUUUCUUUGAACGCUACAGGGGAAAGGAGGCGUUUGACGAACAUAAUCGACAGCCUAUCGUGCAGAAGCUGUUGACGGAUAAGAUCUUUAAGAGGGUGACGGCGAGUUUUGUUAAGCCGAUUUUGGCGGGUGCGGAGGGAGGGAAUGCAUGA